AUCCCAGACAGAAAGGGACAGAAUCUAUCAUCUGAGCUCCAACCCCAGCUCUGACACCGCUUCCCUGGGUGCAAGUCCCAUCCCCCCUCUGGGCUCAAUCUGCCCAUCCAUGACCCUGAUCCGCCUGCCUGGUGGGUGCCUGAGGUGCCAGGAGCGAAGGUUUGCACGGGGACGCUGGGAGGUGUAAUCUCUUUACUCAGUGCUGUUGGGUAAAGCACCACCAGGGAGGGUCUCCGUACCCUGCCUCUUCAUCCACGGGAGGGAUCUCCUCUCCCUGGGCUGGCAGGACUCAGCCUGACACCCUCCCCAGGGGGAAGAGUUAGUUUCCACAGGGGCUCUCCAUAAGGCCCCCACUCUCGAUAGCCUAGGCAUCAUCUUUGAACCCGAGCUCUCCUCUUCCUCCUUCACCGGCAGAACUGGCCAUCACCAUCUCAGCAACACUUCCUGGGGCCUUGCCUCCCCCCUCCUGGACUCCUCCCCCUGGCCUUCAGCCCCUUUCACAGGGACUAUUGCAACUCUCUUCUGCCAGGCUCUCCAAGCUCUGGUCAGCAGCAUGGGCACAGCAAGGUUACCCCUUCGCCACUCCACCCUCUCCCUUCUGGGUCAGAAUCACCCUCACUGUUUUCAGAGCCUAGCCCAGGGCUAGGGAAUGGAUCUGGCCCACCUGUUCCUCGUUAAUAGCUGCACCAAAGACAGCCGGGCUCUAUACAGAUCUGCUCUCUUGUGAAGAGAGGAAGGCAGGAGAUAGGAGAGGACGCUGGGGCAAUGGCUGUGAUGAGCAGGGGGAAGGGUUUGGGCCUGGAAGCUGCUGUAAGCAGAUGGAAAAGGCCUGGGAACUCCUGUGGAGAUAAAGAGCAGGGCAAGAUGCCAGGUGGAGAGGGAGGCCAGCCCCCAUGAUGGGGUGGUGGGGGUGGUGGAGGAUACUCCUUGUGGAGUUACUGAAUGAAAGGGAAACUGAGGCAGGGUGCUACAGAGCCACCCAAGGCCAUCAGAUGCACUUGGCAGGCAACCAGUGCUGUUACAGAGCCCCUCAGAUGCUGGGUCUCUGUUCUCUUCUCACCAAGCUUUGGCUGUCUUGUGCCUUCAUGGAUCUCCCCACUGUUUGGGCAAGAACUUUCCCCUCCACAGCUCGUACCAUCAGGCUCAGCCACCCUAUCCCUUGCUGCCUCAGCAGCUCCUCGGCUCCUUUCAUAGCCAUCUGGAGCCUUCUCUCUCUCCUUCCCUGCCACUGUGCUAAUUCCUCUCCCCUUGGGAUCUCGGGCUGGGUGCAGACUCAGCCCCUCUGUGCUCUGGUUGUUUGGGGGCACGAAGGUUGGGAUUAGAGCUGUCUGGCCUGGUGUGUUGUGUCGCCCCCGCAGAUGGCUGGCGAGCUGCAGCUUGGAAUGACAGGCUGCUCUCAGCCCUCCCAGGUGGAGAGACAAAUGGGGAGAAGUGUGUGUGCAUGUGUGUGCACGCACGUGUGCAUCCAGUCUCUAUAUCUGUUUGGGGCAUGGGCAGUGGGAGGAGGGUAUCUGUCCGUGUCCAUGCAUGCACAUCCCGUUUCUAUAUCUGUUUGGGGCAUGUGCACGCAAUCUUCAGGGGGUUUAUAGAGUCCAAGGCCAGAAGGGACCUUGCUGAUCAGCAAGUCUGACAUCCUGUGUCACGCAGGCCAUGGGACUUCCCCAAAUCGGUUCCUGUUGGAUCUACAGCCCGUUUUUUUAAUUUGAGUAUUUCUGGUGAUGGAGAAUCCCCCACAGCUCUGGGUAAAUUGCCCCAAUGGUUAAUUACUCUCACUCUUAAACAUUUGCACUUUAUUUCCAGACUGAAUCUGUCUCGUUUCAACUUCCAGCUGUUGGCUCGUGUUAGACUUUUGUCUGCUAGACUGAAGAGCCUGUGAUCAAAUAUCUUGUUCCCCAGGAAGGUUUUACUGGGACCUCAUCAUGCUGCUGCUGAUGGUGGGGAACCUGAUCAUCCUGCCCGUAGGCAUCACCUUUUUCAAGGAUGAGAACACACCGCCCUGGAUUGUCUUCAACGUGCUCUCGGACACCUUCUUCCUGGCUGACCUGGUGUUGAACUUCCGCACGGGCAUCGUGGUGGAGGAUAACACGGAGAUCAUCCUGGACCCGCACACCAUCAAGAUGAAGUACCUGAAGAGCUGGUUCCUGGUCGAUUUCAUCUCCUCCAUACCCGUGGAUUACAUCUUCCUCAUCGUCGACCUGGAGACUCAGGUGGACUCCGACGUCUACAAGACGGCGCGGGCCCUGCGCAUCGUGCGCUUCACCAAGAUCCUCAGCCUGCUCCGCCUUCUGCGCCUGUCCCGCCUCAUCCGCUACAUUCACCAGUGGGAGGAGAUUUUCCACAUGACCUACGACCUGGCCAGCGCCGUGGUGCGGAUCUUUAACCUCAUCGGCAUGAUGCUGCUGCUGUGCCACUGGGACGGCUGCCUGCAGUUCCUGGUGCCCAUGCUGCAGGAUUUCCCUGCGGACUGCUGGGUCGCCAUCAAUCACAUGGUGAACGACUCCUGGGGGAAGCAGUACUCCCAUGCCUUGUUUAAGGCCAUGAGCCACAUGCUCUGCAUUGGGUACGGCCAGCAGGCUCCGGAGGGGAUGACCGACGUCUGGCUCACCAUGCUCAGCAUGAUUGUGGGUGCCACCUGCUACGCCAUGUUCAUUGGCCACGCCACUGCCCUGAUCCAGUCGCUGGACUCCUCCCGCCGGCAGUACCAGGAGAAGUACAAGCAGGUGGAGCAGUACAUGUCAUUCCACAAGCUGCCCGGGGACACACGCCAGCGGAUCCACGAGUACUAUGAGCACCGCUACCAGGGCAAGAUGUUCGAUGAGGAGAACAUCCUGGGGGAGCUGAGUGAGCCUCUCAAAGAGGAAAUCAUCAACUUUAACUGCCGGAACCUGGUGGCCAAUAUGCCGCUGUUCGCCAACGCCGACCCCAACUUUGUGACAGCUAUGCUGACCAAGCUGCGCUUUGAGGUCUUCCAGCCUGGGGACUUCAUCAUCCGUGAGGGCACCGUGGGCAAGAAGAUGUACUUCAUCCAGCAUGGCGUGGUCAGCAUCCUCACCAAGGGCAACAAGGAGACCAAGCUGUCCGACGGCUCCUACUUCGGGGAGAUCUGCUUGCUGACGCGGGGGAGGCGGACAGCCAGCGUGCGUGCCGACACCUAUUGCCGCCUCUACUCGCUCUCGGUGGAUAACUUCAACGAGGUGCUGGAGGAGCACCCCAUGAUGCGUAGGGCCUUCGAGACCGUGGCCAUGGACCGCCUGGACCGCAUCGGUAAGAAGAACUCCAUCCUCCUGCGCAAGCGAGCAGAGCACAGCUCAGGGGCCAUGAACAAUGAGAUGAUCCAGCAGAUUGUCAAGCAUGACCGGGAUAUGGCCCACAACAUCCAGGACCUGCAGCAGAUGGCGGUGGGCCGGGAGUUGAGUGGCAAGCCGGUGAUCUGGGAGCCCCUGGUGCAUGCACCACUGCAAACGGCAGCUGCCACCACCAACGUGGCCAUUGCCUUGACUCACCAGCAGAGCCUGCAGGCCCACAUCUUCCUGCCACCCUCCUCCAUCUCCAGCCCGCUCUCACCUGAGGCCACCCUGCUCACCAGGCAAGCGCGCAGGUCCCAGCCCAGCCUGGGGGGCUCCCGGCCCUCCUCAGUGAGCUCCCCAUCCAGUAUACAGCCCCACCUGCAGACGCCUGCAGCCAACUCCCCUUCAUCCCCCAUGGUCCAGUCCCAGUCGCCUCUGGAAAGCGGGGGGCCGAAGGCCGGACACGUGGGACUGCCACAGCCAAGGCUGGUGCAGAAGGGGGAGCCCCUGGCAAUAGCAAAGCAGCCCCUUACGGGCUCCCAACCCCAGCUCUCCAAGUCCCGAGGCACCUCAGUUUCCACGUCACUUCUCCAGCAGCCAGCAGGGGGUCCGUCCCCCAGCUCUGAGCAGGUGCUCCCAGCAGGGAGAACUCUCCACUACAGCCUGUCCCGAGCCACCGGCUCCCACAUCUCGCUGCUGAUGCAGCCGCAGCAGCUGGUGAAGCACAGGAGCAUCCAGGGCCUACCUAUUGGGAGGCUCACACAGGAUGUCCGGCUCCUGUCAGCGUCUCAGCCAUCCCUCCCCAAUAAAGUCACCCAGCAAGCAGACGGGAGCUCCUCCCAUCAGGGCAGGAAGUCAGCAGGGAACCUGGCUCACAGGUCAUCUCCCUCGGUAGCUGGACUCCUCACCAAGCCACCCCCUGGGGUUCCAGGUCAGCCAGCACACCCGCAGCAGAUGCCUUCCGGAUCUUUAGUCCAAUCCAGCCGGCCCGUGAGUGGAGCGUCCACGCCGCAGUCUCCCGUCUCCACGCCCAGGCAUGCGGCAGGCCCCUCCCGCAAGGGCUCCGUGGCGUUCAGCCCUGAGGUGGAAAGUGGGAAGCCCAAACUCCCGUCCAACAUGUGAGAGCCCAGGGCUGUAGCCAAGCGUGGGGGAGAGAGAGGAGUGGACUCUCUGGAGAGCUGUGCUCCUGGGGCUGUGUCUGACAUGGGGCUGGGGCAGGGAGAAAGGGGGACAGCCUCCCCCAAAGCCCCCACCCAGGGCUGAGGCUGAGUGGGCAAGGAGAGGAGAUGGCCAGGGGUGACCACCUACCACAGACACGGACUCUGCUUGAGUCAUGUGCCUGGCUGCAGGGCAGGCUCUGCCUUGGGGUCACUCUGGGAUACUCCUGACUCCACUGAGGACAGGAAGCCAUUAAAAGGCUGCCUCCUUCUGCACCCCACAGCAAGAGGGCAGGGGGGCCAUGGGCUGGGCUGACUCCAUCAGUGCUCUCUUCACUCUGCCUCUCCCGGGGACACAAACCUUGCUAUGGGGCCCUGCCCCAUCCCCUCACUCCACCCCCUCCCAAGGGGCCCAGCCCCUGCCCUGAAGGGCAUAGGUCCCACCGCAGUGAGCAGUGUCAGGAAGGCACUUGGGGGCUCCUCCCACUCAUGUUUCUCUGUUAGGAAAUUCUCCCAGCCCCCAGAUGCGUCCCCACAAUGGCCCGCUUGAAGCCUUUGCCCUGUAGGGGAGGCAGGGUGAGGGGGAUAGGGCAGAGCCCCAGGGUAAGGCCUUUCCCCUCACCCACAGCCGGGGACAGAGUGGGGGAGAUGGACCCCAUGGAGAGGCCUUUGCACUAGGGGGUCAGAGCAGGAGGAGGUGGGGGGCUGCAAGGUUGCUGAGAGCCUGGAAUCCCCCUCACUCCAGCUUCCAAGCCUCUGUACCCAGAGUAGGACAUCUGGGGCCCCACGGCACUGCCUACCAUGGCCAACCCAGGAAGCCAAGAUGAAUCUAUCCAGCACCCUGUGGUCCCAGGCAGCUCUGAGUCCCCAGGACUCCAGGUGUCUCCCCUCUCUCCCUCUUAUCCCCAGCUGGUCUAGUCUGAGAGGCCACACAGAUCCUCAUACAUGUGGCCUUUGUCCCCAGAGGCCUGGCAAGUCACUGCCGAUUGUGAACACAUCUCAGCUGCCCCAUCUCUCCGAUAGGGUAACUUUAAAUGUGUGCAGCGGGAGCUCAUGCGAAUUCCUCUAACCCUAGAGAACCCAGUUCCCUGGGGAAGGGAGGCACGGGGAGCAGGCAUGUCUCAUCCCCCACCCCUCCGAGCACUUGGUCUUUAUAGUCAGAUGGUCCCUGUAGAAAGGGUCCGUGGGCAAGGGCUGUCCUGGCUGUAACGGUCUGGGCUGGAUUUGAGCUGGUGGGUUCCCUUGACCUCACAGCUCCUGGCCUGCCCUGGGGUCCAGGAGGCUAACUCUGAGGACAUAGGCCCAGUGCUGGCUGCCCUGAGGGGCUUGUUCACGGUAUCCAUGGGUUGUCAGGAGAAGAUUAAUCAACUCCCCUCAGUGUAAGGAGCCAGGCCUGGAAGUGCAAAAGCUGCAUAGAAAUGUCCCCAGAUCCCCCAGGGCCUAUGCUGGGUUGCCAAAGGUGAUGUGUGUUCCCAUGAGACAGGCUCUGAUGGAUGUUCUGGGAGCCCUGGGGCAGCCAGACCCAGGGAUCUGACUGAAGGGCCUCCUUGGCUGGGUCUUGUCCCCUACACUGUACUGAGGCAGGGAGCACAGGCUAAGGGCAGGGGCUGUAGUUCGGGGCUCUCAGCAUCACACCGAGAUGUGCAUUUCUCACUGGGUGUGUUCUUAGCCGACCAGACAGUUUUCUGCUCCCCUCUUGUGGGAAGGGACUUGGAAAGAGUUUUGCUACCUCUGCUCUUGACUGCUAGCUCCUGCACCCCUGGAGGGUCUUGGAGAGCUGGGCCAGGGGGUUUCUCUCCUCUCACCUUGCAGGCUGGGGCCCCAUUGCCUGGGGUUAGUCUGAGUGAGCAGCACUGUCCCCGGGAGUUCAGUGUAAGGGGAAGGGUUGGUCCCCACCCCCUGUCUAUGGUCACGUCUUGCUAAAGACCCACCCCCAGUUUCUGGAAGUCAGUCCAAGAUGUUCUUCAUCAGCAUUAAAGUGACUCCAGGGAGAUUGCAAAGGAGAUGCUCACAUCCCCCCUCCCCAUGCCGGUCAGUCACGCCCCAGUCACUGCCUGGAUCUCAGCUCGAAGCAAUGUUGCUUCCUUCACUUGUAGCCUCCCCAUGGGGAGGAUUCUGCGUCCCUGUACAGAAGGGUUGGGAUUUCCGGGGAGUCUCCCGGCUCAGCCCGAGCUGCCCCUCUCCAGGAACCAGUAGUUAGCAAUGUGUGUGCGAGUCGUGGCUCUGCUAAGCAGCUGAAUUCUGCUGAUGGUGUUGCUUUCGGGUCCAAACGUGUUACUGAUUCGGGUUAGAGUAGUGCCCCCCCCCAAACUCUGCUGUGCUGUAUAGCUUCUUCUUUCCACUACCAGAGUCAGGAAAAUUGUUUCUUGUCGUCCCUGCUCUGGGAGCACUGACAGUGUCAGCAAUAUGAAGCUCAGCCCUGUAGGUACCUGUGCUAGAGGCGAUAGACCCAGCCAUGGCUAAGCACAGUGUUGGGCUAGGGUUUCGUUUCAUAGAAUAUUUCUUAAAGGUAAGUUGUUCAGUUCUUCUCUCCAUUCGUAUUUUGGGAUGUUGGGACCAGAGUCUUCACUGCAGGACGAGGAGGGGGAGCUCAGCCCUUGGCGGAGUUCAGUCCAGUGGGAAUCACUUUGAUGCCUGUAUUGGAGGGAGUAUUCAGCACUGCCUUCUUCUCAUGGACUUUAGUGUCCUUUUCCUCUGUCCCUGCCUCCCCCCCUCCACUUGGCCCCAUAUGUCUGUCCCAGCAGCUCCUCUAGAAGGGGCCUGCAGUCAGGUCGCUUAGAUUCAAACAUUCCAGGAUCUUCUUGUUUACACUACGUAAUGUAGAGACAUUUGUAGCAAUUGUGGUAGGAUUCCAUUGAAAGGAAGAGUGCCGAGGUGUGGGCUGGCCCAGGUGGCAGCUGCAGAGCUGUGGCCCUCCUUCCACAGCACCUGGACCCUUUCUGGUCUUUCCAGAGAGGAAACCGUGCUCUGUGCGGCUGUGUCACCCUGCGGCUCUUCCCCUGCAGGUUCCCCGUCAUUGCUAACCCCGGGCAGCCCUGCUACUGAACGUGCCAGUGUUCACGGUGCUCUGGGUAACCCCCAGCACAGUACCACUGUGCUGUCCGGCCUUGUUCUAAGCAAGGUUACAAACACGGCAGCUGUGUCUGUUUGUGUCACCCCAAGGAGGUGGGGGGGGGCUAGAUGCAGCAGGACAUAGCUUCUGCCCUAGAGAGAGGCUGUCACUCCCGCCCAUAUUAGCAACAGGGGGAAUCAGGCUGGGGGAAAGGCCACAGUAGAAGCACCCUGCGUGUGUGUGUGUGUGUGCGUGCACGUGUGUGCAAGUCUAGUCACCAAAGACCAUGAUCCUUCACUCUUGCACUCACAGCAGUCGAUGUACAGAGCUUGUAGUUUUCAUAUUGCAGAGACUUUAAAAGCGUUUUUUAAUUUUCAGUCGUUGUACAUAACAGAUUUAAAUAAUAAAGAGUGACUCCAAGCUGGCACGUAACUGCACGUCUGUCAAUAAAGCAGCUGCAGCCCAGUGAAAAGCUACCCACCCCAUCACCUGCGGCUGGGGUUAGAAAAGCCCCUAGCCCCUGCUCUUCAGCAGUCACAGCUCUAGAUGUCCUCCCGCCCGUGACGUCUUUGGUGACAACAGGCCAGAGGGAAGGCAGCCCCCUUGUGCCCUUUGCUCAGGCGAUGCCUGUGCAGGCACCUUGGUGCUGGCAGUUCAGAGUCUGCCUUGCUCUCUGGGGCAGUUCAGGGUAAUUCUCAAAGCGCUUCAACCCUGAUGAAAUUGUAAUGGUGCCUGGGCUCGUCCAGAGACUGCAAUGAAACUGGACAAUGCUGCUUCCCAAGACCAAUGGCAAAGCAAAAUCUAGCUACUGGGAGAGGAUUGUAGAUG
Chelonia mydas (Green sea turtle) is the source of this 8324-nucleotide messenger RNA. It is a transcript of the gene HCN3, whose product is annotated as hyperpolarization activated cyclic nucleotide gated potassium channel 3. Gene Ontology annotation, biological process: potassium ion transport; transmembrane transport. NCBI's taxonomy places the organism in Eukaryota, Metazoa, Chordata, Testudines, Cheloniidae. Gene Ontology annotation, molecular function: voltage-gated potassium channel activity. The transcript has 8 exons. The record is from RefSeq and is a predicted model, not a curated record. The coding region runs from base 1920 to 4409 and encodes 829 amino acids. Gene Ontology annotation, cellular component: membrane.